Messenger RNA from Bacidia gigantensis, 1635 nucleotides. RefSeq lists its product as uncharacterized. The transcript has 4 exons. Gene Ontology annotation, biological process: spindle attachment to meiosis I kinetochore; attachment of mitotic spindle microtubules to kinetochore; kinetochore assembly. Gene Ontology annotation, cellular component: kinetochore. NCBI's taxonomy places the organism in Eukaryota, Fungi, Ascomycota, Lecanoromycetes, Lecanorales, Ramalinaceae. Gene Ontology annotation, molecular function: centromeric DNA binding. Bases 1 to 1635 code for a protein of 544 amino acids. The record is from RefSeq and is a predicted model, not a curated record.
AUGGCUCCAAGACAUACGCCGAGGAAACCGCGAGCUGGAGGAGAUUAUGGAGCCGUCGGCCAGAGAGGGAGGAAAACGGGCGCCACUUUACCAGACACCGGUAUUCGAGAUGAACAUGGCAUGGAACCUAUACCCUCGUUUUCCUCGCCCGAGAAAGCCCCUACACAAUCAAAUGGCAUUCAUCAUGGUGAUGAAGAUAAUACUCGAACCUUCACUGCUGAUGACUCUAUGGAGAUGGUGGAAAGCACCUUCCCAGAGGCGACCGACAUUACGCGAACCAGCAAGAAUGCAAGAGCAAGUAUACCUCGCUCUGUUUCGCCAAAAAAGGGUCUCAUGCAAGGAUCGCCAAGGAAACCUACGAGGCGGUCGAUACCACCAAUCUCUUCACCCGCAGGAGAACUUACAAACGGAACGCCUUCGCGCAUACCUGACGAACCAUCAGUGGAUGCAUCAUUCGAAGAAUUGCAGCACAAGGCGCCCUUAGCGCGGCCAAAGAGAGGAAGAAAGCCGGUGAGCUUACGAAGAAAGGAUAGGAAGAAGGGCCCUUUUGAUCUGGACAAUUCAGAUGACGAAAGUGGUCAAGGCGAUAAUGAGACAAUCGAUCCGAGUUUGCUCAGUAUGGGGCAAGAGCAAGAAGUACCUUCGACAGAAGAUGCACUUAUCGAACCAGACACUACAAUCCAGUCGCUUGAAGGCGGGGAACCUCUGAACCUACCAGAGGAUGAUAUCCUGGAGCCUGACACGACAGUUGGCGCUAUGCCACCGCCUACAGUGAAAUCUCGUGGAGGUCGAAAGCCUAAAGCACUGGCAGAAGAUCCAGAUAUCUCCUCUCUAGCUAUUACACCCCAGCAGCCCAAGAAGCGUGGACGUCCAGGAAAGAAAGCGCAACCACGGAAGCAAGAGGAGCAGGAAGAUGUUGAGGAAUCAAAAUUGAUGGAAGAGAAGCCACCGGCGAAGCUAAGGCCAGUGAAAGCAGCAAAGCUGACCGUAACGUCACGAUCGAUGGACGAGCCAGCCAUCAGAAAGCGCAAAGCACCACCUCUGACAGAGCGCGAUCCCAAUACCAAAAUGAAGAAACCUAAAAUAGAGAUCAAACAGUCUUUCUCCCGCGCAGGCUCAGCUGCUCCGUCGUUUAUACAACGCUCAGAAACACCUGCUACAGACAGCGGCGCAAUCACAACGAGAAGCGGCCGAAACUCCAUCAAACCCCUAGCAUCCUGGCGAGGGGAGAAAGUGAUAUUCAGCCAACCAUCAAGCAGAGACUCCCUUCCAGGUAUCCUGGAAGUUGUUCGGACAGAUGAGAUAAUGCCGCCUCCAAGAAAGCGCGUGGGCAAUUUUCGACCAGGUCGUCGAAGGGGGAGGCAAGGCACAGCACAGCCUCUCGAAGAGAUCGAUGAAGAGGAUUCAGACCUCGAGCCAUGGGAGGCAGAGACUGGGAUUCAAAGGGCCCAGGUGAUGGAAUGGAAUGACGGAGCGAACAAUUACGAUGAGACCGAUAUUUAUGUCACCGACAUCGCCUACGCAGCCGAUGCAAUCGAAAUGCGCGACAUCCAAGGCGCGGAAUUCAAAUUCGCCAAGACGCUCACCCUUCCCUUCUUCGGCAGCGGCAUGGUGCACCUCCCCCCGGCGGGCUGA